Molecule: messenger RNA, 225 nt
Organism: Guyanagaster necrorhizus
Lineage: Eukaryota; Fungi; Basidiomycota; Agaricomycetes; Agaricales; Physalacriaceae
Exons: 2
Coding region: 1-225 (74 amino acids)
Source: RefSeq, a predicted model, not a curated record
AUGAGCGGGGGGGAUCGGAGCAGGCCGAAGUUACAUCGUCGGCGGCCGCGUCGUCGAUCACGGACGGUCGCAACUCGCGACGUUGUUGACUCUGCCCUGUUAUUCAGUCCCAAUGUCCAAAGAAAUUCCCUUCUUUUCAUCGCUGUACUAUACGGUCGUCUCGUGCUGACGGUUGGCCAUUUAGCGCUCAGCGCCCACGCUGCCCAAGAUGCGAGGCACGACUGA